CAUGACGUAUUUCCGAACCUAAAAGAAUCUCCAUGUUGUAUCGCGAAUGAACAUAAAUUCUAUAUAUCCAUUGGUUGUUUAUUCAAGAUACAAUCGCCAUAUAGAAUUAUAUUUCAAUAUGGCUAAGGACACAAUAUAUUUGUGCAAUUUCCGAGUCUCGGUCGAUGGUGAAUGGCUCUGUCUUAGAGAAUUAACAGACGUUCAGUUUGAAGCUGCUAAUCAAAUUCCUCCUUUGCCCAAGCCUUAUGAAAUGAAAGAAGAGCGUGACCCAGUUGCUAUUGAGCGUUCGAAUCUCCUGAAUGUGAUCAAACUUGUAGUGAAAGAGUUGAUAGAGUCAUCCCUGAAGUAUGGACGACAACUGGACUCAGAUCAUGUACCUCUCCAGCAUUUCUUCAUUCUAAUGGAACAUGCCAUGAGACAUGGACUUAAACCAAAGAAAGGUCUUUUGGGGCCAAAAAAAGAACUAUGGAAUGUUCUAGAGUCAGUCGAAAAGUAUAUGCCAGAAGCAUCAGACAUCACUGCUAGUGUUAGAGAACUCCCAUCUGUAAAAACUCAUUUAGGUAGAGCAAGAGCUUGGUUAAGAUUAGCAUUAAUGCAGAAAAAAUUGUCUGAUUAUUUUAGAAGACUAAUUGAUGGGAAAGAUGAUAUUUUAAGGGAAUUUUAUGAAAAGGAUGCGCUUAUGAUGUCUGAAGAAGCAAUUAUCGUUGGGGGUCUUUUAGUUGGUUUAAAUGUUAUAGAUUGCAAUCUAUGUGUGAAAGAAGAAGAUUUAGAUUAUCAGCAAGGUGUUAUAGAUUUUAGUCUAUAUUUGAGAGAAUCCAAUGGAGAGGUACAGCCACUUGAAGGGGUAGAUACUAGCAAUUUCACAGCAGUAUUGGACCAGAAAAAUUAUAUUGAAGAACUAAAUCGGCAUCUAAAUGCAACCGUGACAGACUUGCAACAGAAAGUGGAACAGCUUCAGACUACAAAUGCCUUGAUGAAAGAAGAUUUGGCCAUAUCCAAGAAUCAAAUCAUUACUCUUCAAGAUGAAAAUGCCCAACUGAGAAAGUUAUGUGAUCGACUGAGCAACGAAAACAAAAAAAGACUGGACGAAGUGAGAGCUGACAUGAAUGCUGAACGAGAAACAUACCAGACUACACAGUUAGGCCUUGAUUCCAUGUAUACUGAUAUCAGGAAUCAGUUACAAUCAGAAAUCUCAAAGAAAAAGGGUUUAACUUGGAAUGAUCCAAUGCUCAAUUCUCUACAGGAAUUGGAGGUGGAAUGUGAACUCCAAAGAACUUUGAGGGAUGAAGCGGAGGUUGCUAUGAAGCUCUUGGAGAAGGAUAUCCAUGAGAAACAGGACACAAUAUUGUCCAUGCGAAGGCAGCUGGAAGACAUCAAAGCGAUAAACCUUCAGUUGUACACUAAACUGCAGGAGUCUGAAAAAGAACUUAAAGCCAAAACUACCUUUACAAACGAGCUUGAAUCAAAAAUUGUGGAACUUAACAGAACUCUUCAUGAGCUGGAAGAUAAGAGUUAUGAUUUAGUGAAUCUCAAAAGUAAAAAUGAAGAAAUGGUUCGGAAAUUCGGUGCUCAACUAGCAGAAAAAGAUCAAAUGAGAUCUGUGCUAGAGUCAGAUCUGAAAAUCGAAAGAGCUCAUCGGGCCUCCUUACAGUCAACUAUAGACAAUUACCAAAGGCAAAUUACCUCAUUAAAAGACAAUGUGAAAAAGCUCCAAUUAAUGUCUCAGGAAUAUGAAAAGUUGAGAAUUAGUCAUUCUGAACUGCAAAAACUCCACAAUGAACAUGAAAGAACGCUAGAAGAAAUGGGAAUCCAGCUUAAAGAUUCUAAACUGAAAAUCGAAGAUAUGAAAGAAAGUCAAAUGGCUAUGAAAGAAGCAGUUUGGACUCAUGACAAGCAAGCUACAAUAUGUAGACAAUGCAACAAACCUUUCUCUGUUGCCCGAAGAAAACAUCAUUGUAGACAUUGUGGGGAUAUAUUUUGUAACUCUUGUUCAGAUAAUACAAUGCCUUUACCAUCAUCUGCUAAACCAGUUAGAGUCUGUGAUACCUGUUACAGUAUCCUUCUUCAUAGAUAUUCUGCUACAACUGAGUACACAUAGUUUAAAAGAAUAUGCGUUAGAAUAUAUUUACAGGAAAAACAUUUUGUAUACUGUUAUUUGCUAUAUAUUUAUAUUUAAUGCUAUUGUUAUGCCAGAAUUUU
Parasteatoda tepidariorum (common house spider) is the source of this 2199-nucleotide messenger RNA. The record is from RefSeq and is a predicted model, not a curated record. Lineage: Eukaryota; Metazoa; Arthropoda; Arachnida; Araneae; Theridiidae.